Neogale vison (American mink) is the source of this 972-nucleotide messenger RNA. It is a transcript of the gene ZAR1L, whose product is annotated as zygote arrest 1 like. The transcript is spliced from 4 exons. The record is from RefSeq and is a predicted model, not a curated record. Gene Ontology annotation, molecular function: mRNA base-pairing post-transcriptional repressor activity. Bases 1 to 972 code for a protein of 323 amino acids. NCBI's taxonomy places the organism in Eukaryota, Metazoa, Chordata, Mammalia, Carnivora, Mustelidae. Gene Ontology annotation, biological process: translation. Gene Ontology annotation, cellular component: cytoplasm.
AUGGAGCGCUUUGUCCGUGUUCCCUAUGGCUUGUACCAGGGCUAUGGGAAUCCAAUGCCUUUGGGCCAUCCCGGACUCUCUGAACACAAACAGCCUGAUUGGAGGCCAAACACCGGUCCCCCCACUUUCCUGGCCAGGCCUGGGUUGCUGGUGCCUGCAAAUGCUUCCGACUGCUACAUGGACCCUUACAAGAGGGCGCAGCUUAAGGCUGUUCUCUCCCAGAUGAACCCCAGCCUAAGCCUGCGGCUUUACAAGGCCCACACCAGGGAGGUGGGCGUGCAGGUGAGCCCACGGGUGGACAAGUCAGUGCAGUGCUCACUGGGGCCUCGCACCUUGCGCAGCCGCUCCCCUUGGGGCAGCAGAGGCCACAAGACACCCCUGUCAGCCUGGGGAGUCUACUCACCAGUGAUAGGUCGCAGGGGCUUGAUUCAGCUGCAGAGGGAGGGGGAAGACCAGGAGAGGAAGGCACUUCUGGGUCCUGCUGAGGCCAGCCAGCAGCAGCAGCCACCACCAACGCCAAGGUCGGAAGAGGAUGAACAGGAGGAACUUCACCAGAACAAUGAGUUGGAGGAGAAAGAUGCCUCAAGUCCUCAGGAAAGGAUGAGCAAGCAGACACAGGGAGUUGGUGGGGAAGAUCUGCUCAGGAAACCCAAUUUCCAGUUUUUGGAACCAAAAUAUGGCUAUUUUCACUGUAAAGAUUGUAAGACCAGAUGGGAGAGUGCUUAUGUGUGGUGCAUUUCUGGAACUAAUAAGGUUUAUUUCAAACAACUAUGUUGCAAAUGCCUAAAGAGUUUUAACCCUUAUCGAGUAGAAGCAAUCCAAUGUCAGACCUGUUCAAAGUCUCGUUGUUCCUGUUCUCAAAAGAAAAGGCACAUUGAUCUAAGGAGGCCUCAUCGACAGGAACUGUGUGGUCGCUGCAAAGACAAGAGAUUCUCCUGUGGCAAUACUUACAGCUUUAAAUACAUCAUUUGA